GAAUGCGGGAAGAUGACCCCCUGCGCCCACGUGCUCGCGUAAAGAGCUGAUGCUGGCUGGCCUUCUCCAUACCAAGCCUCUAGUGUACCUCACUCCGGUCUAGUCCUAUCCACGACCAUACACAUUUUCUGGACUCCAAGCUUCUUCUUCUACAUUACUGCCAUGAUGCCGUCGAUAGGGAGUCUUGUGUACUACAGCGCGGUCGUGGCCUGGUCCGCUGCCGUUUACCAAUUCCUCGUCAAAGACAUUCUCACAGUCACUCUCGGCUUGGGUCGCGUGAUUCAGUCCAUUGAUGAGUUUCCUUACUCAUGUCAGCGCAUCGAGCAUCCCCACCUGGAGGCCUGUGAGGAUCUUUGGCUCGAUGAUAUAGAGCGGGUUUUGUAUGCAGCAUGUGCAGGCACCAAAAGCCGGAUGGCCUGGAGCCCCGUCAUCUCCCGUCUGGACGCAUCAGGCCGCAGACCCACUGGCAGUGAACUCAUAGCAAUCGACAUCGACUCCUUCGGCACCAACCGAUUCUUCUCCCACCGCUCCAUCGUCCCCCAAGGCUCCUUCGGCGCGCGCGGAGACGCAGUUCUUGACACUGUCGGCUUCACCGGCGAAUCCAUCGACGCCUCCACCAUCCACUUCUACUUCCCCAACGUGCCCCCUUAUCACGGCACACUGUUCGCCGCCUCCGAAAUGGGCGCCAACGCUUCCGUCGAGGUCUUCGAAUUCAAGCGAGGCAACGACGGCAGUGGUUCGUUCAUCUAGCUUAUCAUCAUAAUGAAUGCAUAUCGCAUGCACACGACACAAAGUUAGAGUUUCAUCACAUGAUGCACGGCACUGCUGAUCGUCCAUCUCGGAUUGACUUCUGACUAUUUC
Messenger RNA from Boeremia exigua, 861 nucleotides. RefSeq lists its product as uncharacterized. NCBI's taxonomy places the organism in Eukaryota, Fungi, Ascomycota, Dothideomycetes, Pleosporales, Didymellaceae. The record is from RefSeq and is a predicted model, not a curated record. Bases 163 to 750 code for a protein of 195 amino acids. The transcript has a single exon.